This is a messenger RNA of Poecilia reticulata (guppy), 8794 nucleotides long. RefSeq names its product solute carrier family 16 member 2 (gene slc16a2). The record is from RefSeq and is a predicted model, not a curated record. Lineage: Eukaryota; Metazoa; Chordata; Actinopteri; Cyprinodontiformes; Poeciliidae. Gene Ontology annotation, biological process: transmembrane transport. Gene Ontology annotation, molecular function: thyroid hormone transmembrane transporter activity.
UUAAAGUGCUACAGUUUCUUAGAAGCUACAAUUGUACAUGCUAGCUACAGUAUGUUAGCUACAGCAUGCAAGUUGUCCGUCCCGUUGAUUCGUCAAUAUUCGCCUCUUUCCGUCACGGCCACGAAGUUGUCCCAUUGGCUCCAACUGUCUGCCCGCGGCGGAGAAGGGAGAGGAGGCGGUGGUGAGCAGCAGCUCAAUGACGGCAGAAGCAGUGUUGACAGUUGAGAGCCGACACAGCCCACACCUGGGACUCACGCAGGCCUAGCUAUAUCCGAAACAACGUGAAUGUGUCAAGGGAAAGACGGGGUGCGAGACAUCGCUAAUGCUUGCACCGCCUGCGAGAUGUUACGGACCGGGUGCGGACUGCGUGACAAUACGGCGCGGUGUCGAAGCGGAGCGGACGCACCGAGCGGAACCAGUAGUACAAGUAAAUAAAUAUAUGGGUUAACUCUCUACAGGCACUUCCUGGGAACACACAUUAUAUUAGAAAGGAAGAUUAGGUCGGUGAAUUCCUGGAAACACGGAGUCCAGAAUGGAAAAUGUAGCGCUUGUAGGCUGGGGUUUAUUCUCAGAAGUUGACGCUCAGACUUCGGCUUCCAGCGGCGUGUAGGAGGCUCGUGUGCCAGUGAACCACCAUCCGUCUUGCACGUUUGACAGAUAGCCAAUCAAAUCUGUUAUUCAAAUCGCUGCUGUUAUGUCAGUGACCUAUAUCCCCGGCAUGAACGCCAAAAUCCAGCAGUAACCUCCCCUCCAGUCCAGACAGCAUGGGGAUCAACGGGAUAGAGAUUCAAGCGAAGCCGUCCACAGAGAAGUCCCGGACGGAGCAGCCGGGCGCAGAGCCUCAGAUGGAGCCGAGAGAUGCUCCCUCGGAGGCGGACGGCAGCAAGCCGGCGGGCAGCGAGUGUAAAAUCGCGAAGGAGGAUAAUGCCGUGCAACUGAUAGACGGAGAGUCCAAGCCUACUUUCUCCGCCUCUCCUGAUGCUGAAGCUGGGGUGCAGCUGGAGAUGCACGGCCAGGGACCCGGAUUUGUCCCGCCAGAAGGAGGCUGGGGCUGGCUCGUGGUUUUUGCUGCAACCUGGUGCAACGGGUCCAUCUUCGGGAUUCAGAACUCUUUCGGAAUCCUCCAUACGAUGCUGGUGAAGGAGCACACAGACCCGGAGGACCAAACCUCCCAGUUCAAAGUGGCCUGGGUCGGGGCCCUGGCCAUGGGCAUGAUCUUUUUCUGCUCUCCUGUGGUCAGCAUGUUCACGGACCACUUUGGCUGCAGGAAGACCGCUGUCUGUGGGGCGGCAGUGGCUUUUAUAGGCCUCCUCACAACAUCAUUUGCAAACUCCCUAAUCCUUCGCUACUUCACAUAUGGGAUAUUGUUCGGUUGUGGCUCUUCCUUUGCCUUCCAGCCGUCGUUAGUGAUCCUCGGUCACUACUUCCGGCAGCGACUGGGCCUGGCCAACGGUGUGGUGACUGCCGGAGCCAGCCUCUUCUCCAUGGGACUGCCAGUUCUUCUGGACAAAUUGAUUGAACCUCUGGGUCUUAGCAGAACCUUCCAGAUUCUCAGCCUCUUCAUGCUGGUGCAGGCCCUGCUGGCAUUAACAUUCAAACCUUUACUUCCCACCGGGGGAGGCAUGGGCCCACCGGGGAUGGGCCCCGGCCCUGCUGAAGCUCAGACCCAGACCCAGGCCUCGGCUCAGGGGAUGAGCAAGUGGAGCAAGGUCAUUGCUGGGGUUAGGAAGUACUUCAACCUGCGUGUGUUUCACAUUGUGACAUACCGGGUGUGGGCGUUCGGAGUAGCAACAGCUGUGCUGGGAUACUUUGUGCCAUAUAUCCAUCUGAUCAACUUUGUGAAGGAAAAGUUCAAAGAGAAUGAACAGGAAUGGGUGCUGCUGGUUUGCAUUGGAGCGUCGUCGGGGGUGGGACGACUUGCCUUUGGAAAGAUCGGAGACCUCAUUCCUGGUCUACGGAAGAUCUACAUGCAGGUGGCGUCCUUUAUGGCCCUGGGCCUCAUGUCCAUGAUGAUUCCUCAGUGCGCGGUGUUCGAGGGGCUGGUGGUGGUGUGUGUGUUCCUGGGGCUUUGUGAUGGUUGCUUCCUCACCAUGAUGGCUCCCAUCGCCUUUGAGCUGGUGGGCCCCAUGCAGGCCUCUCAAGCCAUAGGUUACCUUCUGGGCCUUAUGUCCCUCCCAAUGACGGCAGGUCCACCAAUUGCAGGUCUUCUUCAUGGCUACUUUGGCGACUACACAGUAGCUUUCUCCCUGGCUGGGGUACCUCCUAUGAUUGGGGGCGUGGUGCUGUUUUUUGUGCCCCUGAUCCACCGCAGGAUCCAGCAAAACCAGGCGUCGCCUGAGGAGACGUCGACGACUGCCCACAUGUUGCCCACCACCCCACCUGCUGGGGAACCCAAGAGCUGCUCCAACGGAGAGAUCCUGCCUGGUUAUACAGACGUAGAGACACACAUCUGAGUCGCGUCUUACAAAGGGAUUCAGCCCACCAGCACUUUUUUCAUCCCUUGAAUCGCCUGUAUCGCUCACAGAAGUCUCACCUUUGGACUUCAUUUCUGGUUUACCUUUAAUCUCUAACCCUUCCAAAUCUCUGCCGGUUGUUUGCUUUUUUCUUUCUUUCUUUUUUUGUGCAAAGAAAAGUUCAGAAGCGCACGCCAGCCAGAACCAGCAUGGAGGGCCAGAAGAUGGGGGUUGAGCGCUGGAUGAACGCAACAAAUUCUCAACGAGAAGAGUUUUCUCAUCAGAACUGUGUGAAAACACACAAACCUCCAAGGAGGAGGGGGAGAAGAGAGAUCAGCAGUAGAUUCAUUUAUCUUACAAUCAUUUUAUUUUUUAGUCUUUUAAAUAAAUUCAUUCUUAACAUGAAAAGCUAGACAAGAGAUGCAUUUUCUAUGCAAUCUCUGCAGUUUCUAUGUAUUGAACCUCGUACAUAUAUGUUGAGAGCGCAUCCAUUUUAUCUAGUUUGUGUUGCCUAAACAGUCUUACUUUCAUGGGUUUCUAGCUUAUUCUGCAGCGUCUGCUUUCUUUCCAAACCACCAGUAAACGGGCUAUUCCUCUCACAGAUGAGCCACUAAACACAAUCACCUCGUAUUAGCUGCAGACAACUUUUAGGUCCUGACCUUUACGCUGUAGGAGCAGGUGGGGUCAGAAUCGUCAGCAGAGCGUCUUCGAUCUCCUCUUUCAGGAGACAGAUGUGUAGAUCUGGCAGCUGGUAGUAUGUUACAUGUUUGUUUUCGGUUUUCUCUUUUCAAUUUUGAUCCGUUCCUUCUCACUGCAUGGGUACAAGUUUAGUUUUACAGUCAAAUGUAUAAUAGGUUGAGCAUAUUAUUGAUAUGUAAUCAUCAAACCUUCCGCUGUGCUGUCUUUUCUACGUUUAAUAAGGUGCUAGAUAAAUCUGCUUUCACUAUGUUUCUGAUAGCUUUGAAAAAUAAUCAACUGUUACUUUAUUUUGCUGCUUUAGUGUAAAGGAAUUCAAUUAUGGAGUUGUUAAGAGAAUCUAGUAUUCCUUCAGUAAUCUUUUUUUAUUUCCAAUACUUUAGAAUAAUGUUAAAGUUGAAACAUUUUCUUUUUUAAAUGCGUGUUACUGUUCGUGCACACACAAGGUUAAUUACUGAUAGACAUCUGAGCUACAAUAGUGUAACAUUUAUAGAUCAGUAAAUAACACUAAUCACCUGUUGUGAUACUUUUCAGUGCAUUUAAAAACAUAAGAUUACUCAACUCUGACUUUUAAACAUCAUAUAUAAUAAUUUUACACCUUCUCCUUUUGAGCUGUGUUUUGAAUUGUUGCUUUUAAUGGCUAAAUUCAUUUUUAUGACCUAAAUAGAGAAAUAAUAUGGAGAAAAGAAAAACGAGAAAAAAAAUGAGAGACAAAAGUUACCAAAGACUGAUAUUGUUACUUCUGUAACACCAAACUGGCAUUGAAACAAACAAUAUCCACUCAAGACAAUAGAACGGUAUCCUGAGAUACUCAUCAAACCGUCACCCUAUGAAGGGAUUCUAAAGCCCUCCUGUGACCCCCUUCUACCUGUAACCUGCAGGAUUGCGGCAAAAACUGUAAUUGUAAACACUAAAAUUCUGUCAGGAUUAAUUUUACAUAUUUAAAUUUUUCCUCUGGUUCUGACCAGUCCUGCUACUACAAUGCAAACUAUCACCAGAGUACGUUAUAUUAGCAAACCAUGUAGUUUUAUUUCUGAAUAAUUAUAUUUCACUGAUUUGUUUUUUUUUUCUUUUUUAUGUUUUAUGCUUCUAAAAUAUAAAAUAUGCCCUUUAGGCAGUCAAAGGAAAAAUAGCAGGUGGUAUGAUGUCAGCUCAGCUCACACAAUCCUGUCAACAUUAAUUUUGAAUAAGAAAUAUGUUAGAACAUAUAAUAGUCUGUGGUUUGUGUGACAAUCAAAUCUGAAGAGCAAAACAUGAUGUAUGUUCCUUUCAGAAGUGACUCCAUAACUGCAGAAAUGCCCUGAACGUAACAAAACUGGUUUUCUUUGCUUGUUUUCGAUGUGAAGAAUUUCGCCCAAAUUCUUCACAUCUAAACGUGGUUCCUGAUUGUCUGAAAGGAAAAACCCUUGUCCACAACAGAACACAAAAGUUCCGAUCCACUGCAGUCGUGACCACCGCAGUGUUACUCAUUAGUUUAAGGUUGAGGCUGGUUAGAGUGCGCCAGCUGAUUAUUUUGAUUGCAGAUGUCUUGUAAUGAUGUUGCCAAACGAGCCAAGCUUGGGCCGUUUCUUAGAUAAUUGCAUUAAUUUGCGGCUUUUCAUUAGACUCACUGGAGGGCACAGAGUAUUGUUGAGGCAGUAAUGAAACACAUCAUCACACCCCUGGCGACUCUUAACAGGGCAGUUUUGCAGUUAUUUCUCUCACUGGGACCACCUGCUUCUGCUGUGCUGUAAACUAAAACGUGAAGCCAAGCUGCACCGCUCAAGCAUUGUGAUCGGAUAGAAACAGGAACAGCAAAAGGUGAAGUGGGGAAAAGGGAAUGCUGUGGUGCUCAGCUAACUUUCCCUAUUUGUUUAGAUUUUGUUAUCAUCAGGCCUGCUGCUGUGCUGUGACAGUGUGCAGCCGGAAAGUUACUCAAACCUCAUCUCUUGAGAGGUUUCCUGCUGGCUUUGCCAGACGACUGACAGUUCCUGGACUCUUAUACCUCAGUAAUCAAAUGUUCCUCAGCAGUCCAGUUGAACAUCAUGCUGACAUUUUCCGUCUCUAGUAUUUAUCUGUGUGUGUGUGUUGUAUUUCUGUUUUGUGUGAGCCACAGUUAGGCCAAAUGCCGUUCACUGAUCAUGCCAACAUUUACUUCCAACAUUUUUGUUCUUCCUCUGGACUUUCCCAUUUAUUAGCUCUCAGUUUUUACUUUUAUGUUCACAGUUUAGAUGUCCCUGCUAUUUGUCUGUAGGUUUUUUUAAUGUCCUUUUGCUAAAGAAACCUUUGGAUAAAUGUCAAAUAUCCUUAAAUGAAUCAAUAGAAACACUCGACUCUAAAGACAGCAGAUCAGAAACACUGGUUUGUCUAAGUUUUUAAGCUUUGGGGUUCCUUUAAACUGAGAUUUUAAGCUAUGCACCUAAUGUUUUAGAAAACUACGUUUAUUAUAUCUUUAAGGAAAUGUCCUUCUGUUUGUUGUGAGUUUUUUAAAGUUUUUUUUAAAGUUUUGUGGUUAAACAAAAUUGCAGAAGAUGCUGCCUAUAAAAGCUGCAUGAAAACCGCAUAAGUAAACAAAUGCCCUUUGCAGAUUUUGUUUUUUUUUUUGUUUCGAUUGUAUGAAAUAUUUUUAUUGAAAUAAAUACAGAAGUGCGUUGAUACUUAGCUCCUGCACUGAAGCAAAAAUAUUCAAUUAUUGUUGGAGUUAAACAUUGCACUUAGUGAUCCCUGUAAGUAAAGCAGGGCCCUCUAAGGUCACACAUUGUGGGAAAUGUUUGGGGGUGUUAUAGUUGUCCAAAGGGUCAAAUCGUCUGGCAGCCAUAAAGGAGGACAUUGAGAUGAAACCAGCUGCCAAUUAACAGGUUGUACAGAUUCUGUUUAUAUAUGGUCUGAGUGGUUAUUGUUUGCCCUGUUUUAUAAUGACUUUGUCGUCACUUUGUUGGUCAGCAGCUUUUACCUCUGUCUUUUUAUGCAAGUCGUUUCUUGUUUUGCAAAGGACUAAAACCAAGUGGUGAUGCAUUAACCUGUGAAAACCCUUGAGUGGAAAUCUGCCUUACAUUAACUGUGUCAUUAGCAGGUGGUCAAGCUGCACACCAGAACAGGAUUUGCUUUUAGCUUUGAAGAAUCCCUGCAUGUCCUCCCUCAAUGUGACUUUUUACAAAUUAAAAGUAAUCAGACUUUACUUUCACCUAGUUCCUAGAACCAACCAGGUGCUCCUUGUUUUUUAUCAACUACUGUAGAUUUAGAAGAGGAAACGGACUGAUUCGAUGUAAUUUCUAAUGGUUUAUGAGUUAUCCUUUGUUGCUGUUUGCAUUGAAAGUGCUGGCAGGAGGUUUGCUGUGCUGGCUUAUUUGUGGAGAUUAGAGCUAAUAUAUAAUGGUGAAGGAACGGAGUGGAUGUAGAUUGAUAGAAAGCAUUUGGAUGGCUGAAGGUGUGUGUGAGUUUUAGUUUGCCAAAGUUCUUUUUUGUCUAUGCAGCAUCACUGGUCCUGUUACUCUGACCGCUGAAUUCUGAAUACUCCUAAUGAUACGGUGCCUUAAAAAUGUGUUCUUGCUCUUGCACUUUAUCACAUUACAACCACAAACAUUAGUUUUAUGUGACAGACCAACACAAAGUGGUGUACAGACUAGAGCUGCAGGUGUUUAUUGUGACAUCACUGCCAGAGACGACUGUCGAUUUUCUCAGCAAAAUAGCUCAAGCUCAGUCAGAUUACAUGGAGAAUGUUUGCAGAAGUUUUUUCUCAAGUCUUAGUAAUUCCCAAUUGAAUUUAACUCAAGCUUUGAUUAGGCCAUUCUAACAAAUAUGGUGGCUUAAUCAUCUAUUGGUCAAAUUCAUAGUCACUGUUCAGAAGUGAAUCUCACAUUUUUCCCAUCCUCUAACAGGUGUUCCUCCAUGGGGUUGUUUGUGUUGCCCACCAAAGAUGUGUAUCCCACAGCAUGUUGCUGCCACCACGUUUCACACUGACAAGGGUGUGUUUGUUGUUUGAAACGUCCAAACAGAUGUUUAUGUUUUGAUCUAAGCCAUAGAUGUCUCCAUUCAGUUGAUCCAGAUCUCCUACGCCACCGUGUUACACCGGUGGCAUAGUGUGUCCUUUUCUGUUGUGUCAGGUUUGAUGUCUGACCGUGUCUUGGUAGGCUUCAGAGUUCUGCCAUACUAUUUCAAGAUCCUGGUGGAUUCUGUUUGCUUAUUAGGCAACUUUUGGUUGGACCGAACCUCAUGUAGUAUCAGAGUAAAAAAGACUUUAAACCACAAUUCUCGUAUUUUUGCAACAUUUCCCAAUCACUGUUCUCUGUUGGUCUGUUGUAUAAUAUUCCACUGAAAUACACUGAGGUUUGUGGUUGAAACAAAAAUAAGUGCGGAAAGGUUCGAGGAGCCUGAAUACUUUUGCAAAGCACUGUAAAUCUUUAUUCAGCAUUCAAAGCUACGAGCUGCAGUAAAUGCGCACAGCGGGGCCUCUUGUUUCACUAAAAUGAGCUCCAAACACUAAUACUAGUUUUUAUGAUAGUUUUGAACAUGUGUUUUUCUAAUUAAUAAGUACCCAGGCUUCCUUUCUUUGCACUGUUCAACCACACAGUCUGCAGGUUGAAGCCUCGGUGAGGCGUGUGGGAGGUAUAAUUCAUGCUCCGUUUGAUGUGAGACGGGGUAAAACCUCCCUAAGGCACAAUCCCCAGUUGUUGCAUCGCUCUGAAAUUCAUGCUAAACAGUUCUGGCGAACUUGAAAGAGUUCGAGCUGUAUGUUUAAGCAAUUAAUCUGUUGUUCUUAUUUAAAAGCGGCCAGAAGGAAGAAGCUGGCCUCUUAAGUUUCAUCUCAUUAUCGGCCUCACUGGCUUGAAGUGAGUCCAGACUUUUCUGUAACAGCCCGGUCUUGUUAUUCUGCCGUGCAGCGUGCCAUUCCCCUGGACUCCUCUGACCUCAGUCUGCUUUACUUUUUGACUGGUGUGCUUUACCUCACUACCAAACCACACAAACACGUGAAACCGAUAGCUGAAGGACCGAUUGUUAGAAAUCUGAGCCAUGAUACACAACAUGUCUGCACCUCAUAGACUGCCGGACUUCCAGCAAGAAUACUCUGUUGUGUUUUUGCCAGUAAAGAUCUGAAUUUCUGAAUACCGUUUGAACCUUUCUGUGUCUUUCAUAUGUACCAGAAACUACAAAGUUUUUAUACGUGUGUUGCCAUUAUUCCAGUUGCAGAUGUGCUUUCACAGCUACCGUUUGGUGUCGCUGGUUGUUGUUGUUUAUGGUCCUACGUUUAUGUUCAGCCCAGGCCUUCCCGCAGCCUUACAUGUUGAAAUAUGCAGAGACUUUCAGUGCAGAAGUCUGUUAAGCUUUCGUUCUCCGUAAACUCCAGCAGGUUGCUGAAACUAAGCCUCUUUUGCCUCUCCGCACUUUGCAAAGCUGCAAGCUUCUGUCCCACACCAGCUCUACUGUUUCAUCCUUUUGUUUAAUCCAAUGUACAGCAUGAUCUAUCAUGGUCAGUGAGCACAUUAGAUUGGGAAUUUAAGUCAUGCUGCUAGGAAAAAUUGUCUUUGUGUUUUGUUAUAAUUUUGAAUCCUCAUCAAAAGUCACGUUUUUUUUUUCUAUUAAACUUUCGAUAAAGUGUAAAAUUGGAUCUUCUGUUGUCAUUACUUUGGUUUCAUGUGUCAUCCAGAUUAAAAGGUUUAUUAUCCAUA